This is a messenger RNA of Macadamia integrifolia, 3123 nucleotides long. Its product is annotated as protein DOUBLE-STRAND BREAK FORMATION. The transcript is spliced from 7 exons. Gene Ontology annotation, biological process: meiotic DNA double-strand break formation. Lineage: Eukaryota; Viridiplantae; Streptophyta; Magnoliopsida; Proteales; Proteaceae. The record is from RefSeq and is a predicted model, not a curated record. The coding region runs from base 87 to 515 and encodes 142 amino acids.
CUUCAUUAUGUGGCCUUGCCUAAUUAGCCGAAAUUUAUGUCAAACCUUGUAGUCGUAAAUCUCAACUGUCACCAUUUCCCUCUCAAAUGUGUCAGGUGUCUGGAACGGUCGCGGAAAGAACAUCGCUCUUCCGUUCCCAAGUUGAAAACAGAAGAUUAAACGAGGGAACUCUCCAAAUUCUGGAAUCUGUUUUGACAUCGAAAGACGUAAAGUCCUUGCUCGAAAUCCGAUCCUGCUUGUCUGAGUUUGUGAGAUCUGAACUCGCUUAUAUUCUUCAAGAGAUCGCCGAGAAAACCGUCGAGCAGAAGCUUUCCGUCCUUGAAUUCUUCGUUCGGACCUUUGCCCUUGUAGGCCAUGUGGAGAGUUGCUUGAUGUUAAGAUAUGAGGCAUUAAUUCUUCGGCAACAUAAAUCCACAACUCACCUCUGGCUUCAUGUUUCAUAUGAGGAGUGGCUGGCAUUCGCUGAGCGUUCACUCAAUAAUGGAUUUUACUCUAUUGCAGUUAAGGUGAUGUAAGGUUGGUCCACCAACGUGAACAACCUUAAUUGUUUAUAACUCCAACUCAAAGAUCAGAUCUGAUUUACAUAUCGGAGGAUCAAAGGAACUCACAAAAAUCUGGCUGAGAUAGGAGGAAGCCUCCGGCUGGCUGUAGAAAACUCUGAUGGAGCUCAAAUUCUGACUGGAUGCUCCUCUUGUGGACUGAUCAAACCCCCAAAGGGCUUGACUAUCUGAUCUCAGGUUUGGGAGGAUCUGAGAAUAGCUCCCAAAAUAGAAACUUUGGUAGAUCUUCAAGAACAGGUGAUGGAGGUCUCUGUUGGGCACCAAAUUUGGAUCGAAGGUGGUCCUUGAUAGCUUCAACAAAACCCCAAAAGGGUUUUAGGAAUCUGGGCAGUAGGUUGAGAGCACCAAGGGAAAUUGAUCAGGGCUGGAAAACCUUGACAAAGGUGAAUGGAUUUUGGUUCUCCUUGGCCGUUCUGUAAUCUGAACUGUAGGAUGAUGUUUGGAUCUUCAAAUAGGUCUUCGACACUCCUAGAUUACUCUCACACAAGUUUGUUGGGCAACUGGAGUAUUCUAGGGUUGUGUUGUCAUUGUUGGCAAUGUAUUUGAUAAUACUGGAGUUGUCGUAGUGGCUACUGGUGAGUUGGAAGAGCUAGAAUGGUCAAACGGUAAACUAAGCAGUAUCAAGGGGCAAUAUGGUCAUUUGGCAGGGUUACAGAGGCACACGAACAUGUGGAAUGCAUUUUGACAGUGUAUUAGGUGCUUACAUAGUGUUUCGCAAAGGCUCGAAGUAGCAGGUGAAGGACUUGUACAUCAAAAGUUGCGGUUUCAUAGGAUCAUGCAGUGGAAUCAACUUAAAAGAUAUAUUUUUUUGGAAGCCUUAAUAGAUGGACUAGGAUGUGAUUUCUACAUGAAAAAUGAAGCUUGUCAAGUCAUGGUUCCAACGCAAGUUGAAUCGUGUCAUUUCGAGCUCGGACAGAGAAGUUACAACGAUUCUCGUACGAUUGCAUAGAAAAGAAUCAAAUUGAGAGAGGUUAAAAAAGUUGGUGGAAUUUUGGAUGCUCUCUGCCCAUUUUUUCUUGCAGAAACAAUUGCAUUCACGUUCUUAAGGUUACAGAGGUCAUUUUGCAAUUUGUUUGGGUCGAUUUGGGGAUAAAACGAAGAAGUUAUGCCUUAGAUACUCUUUUGGGAAAUUUGAGAGGUCAGGUGUACUUAAUUUUCUACACUAGCAUACACGGAGUAUUAAAUGAUUGGCUGAGAUGCAACCACGUCAUCAUAUUCCAAAGUGCAGGCUUAAAUGGGCGUGCAAGAAGGCAUAUAAUCUCGGAUGCAGUGGAUUCCAUUGCAUGCAUUGUUAGUGGCUUAGUGUAUUAAGCUCCCGUCCAGUAGCGUUACACACAAUCGAGCCGCUACUGUGUGUGACUGUGCAUCAUUUGUCAUAUAAAAGAUUCCAAUCUAUAUGUUCAUGUAGCUCACAUAGAUAUAUGACGGAUCUACAACGAGUCAACGGUUUGAAUCUCACCCGCCCAUUUUGAAGGGCAAUCGGACGGCUCAGAAGCUAGCCAACUAGGUUCGUGAAGCUCCAAAAGGGCACGUCACUGUCUACGACAGAUUUGUUUGUCACGAAAAAGGCCCAAAAUUGCCAGAAUGUCCAUAUCUCCCUCGUUUUAAAAUCCGAAUUGACUUCCGCAAAGUGCUUUGUGCGCUAAAGAAUGAGAGGAAGGUCCAUGUGCAAAGUAAAUUUGAGCAAUGUUUCCAAAAGGGGCUAUGCACGAAAAAAAUCUAUGAAUGAUCAAUCUGUAGAGCUGUGUUGAACAUUAAGUGUGUGCACACUGUGUCAGAGGUUUUAAAUAGCAAGUUGAUCACGGUAUUACUCAAGGAGAGAUAGUAGUAGGAGUGGUAGAUAUGCAAAAGCUAGAGCUCAACCCAAGUAUGACUGUAGAUAGAGCUAUUCAGAGGACAAAGACUUGUGCAGCUGACCCCCUUUAGAGGGAUGUGAUCAUGCACUUUUAUGUCUGCAGACCAAUGACAUUGUUGAUCCCAAUUCACACAUCCUAGCUAUCAGUCAAAUCAAGAAGCUUAAGGAUGUUGCUUUGGCAUUAGCUCCUUCAAACUCUAUUCAGGCAGAGACAUCCGAAUACUUGAAAAGGAAAAGAGUUCAUCAGCACAAAAAGCGUAGUUCAUGUGCAACUGAUGGAGACUGUACAGGAAGUUCAAUGUUCAGAAAUGGAAUUAAGAAGCGAAAUAUGUGGAAAUUCCAUGAACUUAAAAGCAUGCAGCAAGUGCCUCUGAAUCAUAGUAAAGAUCAUUCCAGAUCUUGAAGGGUUAUGAUACGAAGAUCAUUUCAACAUAGUCAUGGCUUUUCCCUUGUGAACUUGCAUGUGUUUCUCUUCAACAUCAUAGCCUAGAUCUCUUGUUAUAGCUGUCAUAAUGAUGAAAUGACACUCAAUUUUGAGGGAGUUUAGAAGUCUUGAAGUUGUGUUCACAAACCAAAGAACUGAUUAAGCACUCGGGACAGUCCUGUUCAUAUUUCUCAUUGUGGUAUAUAGGCAGCACAUAUGCAGAGUAGUUCACAAUUCUCCAUUCUGUAUUUUUCCUUCAAUGGGAUCAUUGCAUUGUUGUUACA